Molecule: messenger RNA, 1126 nt
Organism: Colletotrichum godetiae
Lineage: Eukaryota; Fungi; Ascomycota; Sordariomycetes; Glomerellales; Glomerellaceae
Exons: 4
Coding region: 1-894 (297 amino acids)
Source: RefSeq, a predicted model, not a curated record
AUGGUUCGGAAAGUGGAGCCGCCGAGAAGAGACAUUCCAAAGAUGGAAUCUUCUAUCUUGCAACGUUCAGAAGGCUGCGAGUAUUCCAUACCUCUUUAUCAUACUUUGGCUGGUAAGUUAGGAGCUGGAAUGGGCGAAAUUGAGGAAAGCGUUGAGCAAUAUGAGUGGGGGCGAAUUUUUGAACGGCAAUUUUCUCGUAUCGAGUCCACAGGUUCAUGGCUUUUGCUUGGAAGCUUGACGGACCCCGUUCGCAUGAUCGGGGGAAGGCUCGCUCAUAGUUCGGCAUGUUCAGUCUCUCCGGAAUCCGUCAGCCCUAGAAUUAGACACUUUCACUACGCGUUGUGUCAGGAUCAGCACGAGGCUGCCGCUGCUUCGAAGCUAGGCGGUUUCAAGAGUUUGAGCCGGCGACGUCAAUGGCAUCACUCCCUUCGCGAUGGUGGCUCGGCUCGAAAGAUUCAGUACCUCGUAGUUGGAGCAGUAACUGGGGGCGCCUCACUGCUUUGUUGGCAAGCAUACAAUGGAUCUUCAGGUGCGUUCCGUCCAAAGGCCGUAAACAGUGGCUUCAGUCUACCCAGAACAUCAAUCAAAGUGAACGCUGACGGGACUACUACAGUCUACAAGCUCGAUGCAAACGAACCCUAUUCAGAAAUCCGUGGGGCUUCGCGGUCCAGCAUUGUGGAGCAGGCUCCUAAGAACGGCUCAUCGACUUCUACAUUACGUAGGGAAAUUCAGUGUACGAAUUGCGAAAAGCUACUGAUAUGGCCCAGAUCGAUGCAGAAUUGCCUCCAGGACCACCCAGACGAGUACGACAGCGAGCUUAGUAAGGGUAGGGAUGAUGACCUAAGCGUCGUGAAGGAAGAACCGGGACAAGCCGAAAAGAAAUUCAACUGUUAAGGGAGGCUACCUAAAUCAUGCCCGUAUGUCAUGCCCGUAUGUCAUGCCCGUAUUGGAGAUAUGCCGACGGCGGGAUUGGAAGAGGAGUGAAGUCGCCACCUGAGGCUCCAGUCAAUACCUUAUAUGAGUUGGUUGUCGUCGGCAUGUAGCACAGCUGAGAGAGGAGGAAACGGAAACCUGACUAGCGAGCCAUGUAACGUAAUUACUGCCUUAGAUGAGUUUUCAAAAGAAC